GGUGCGAGACGAUUCAGCAUCCUACAGUGUAUUUCCAACAUGGCGGUGACAAUGGAAGGACCGCUGUCGAAAUGGACCAACGUUAUGAAGGGCUGGCAGUACCGCUGGUUCGUUUUGGACGACAGUACCGGUCUGCUAUCCUACUACACGUCCAAAGACAAGAUGAUGCGAGGAGCCAGGAGGGGCUGUGUUCGCCUCAAGGGGGCCAGCAUUGGUACUGAGGACAAAACCAACGUGUACGACCCUGGCCACAAAUUCGCGGGUGCAGUGAUAGGGAUCGAUGAUGAAGAUGACAGUACUUUCACCAUCAGCUGUGAUGGAAAGACCUUCCACUUCCAGGCUAGAGAUGCGGACGAGAGGGAGCACUGGAUCUCAGCACUGGAGGACACCAUCACUCGCCACUCCCAGUCUAUGAGUGUAGGUCUUGUAUACACGAGCAGCGUGACCUCUCACCCCAUCACCACCACGGCUGACUUCGACACCAAACUGAUGGAGGCCGACGCCUACCUGCAGAUUCUUAUUAAACAGACUAAGGCUCUGGAGGCCAGGAAUGACGCCUGUGAGGAUGAGGAGGAAAAGAAGAGACUGCAAAGCUUGGUGGAUGUCUCAAAUGCCAUGUUGGAGUCCAUUAAACACAGCAUAGUCCUCAUGCAGGUGGCCAAGUACGCCUGUGUCGAACACAUGGACUCUGGAAGGCUGACAACAAUGAAUGGAGUCCCAGGAACAGAGGAUAUCACCAACACUGGAGGCGUAGAUCAGCUGAGUAACUCUGGAUCAGACAGUACGGCCAGCCUGGAGCAGGCUACUGAAGCUUUGGAGGAGGGAGGGGGGCAGAUCACAGACUAUGGGCAGGGUUUGGAAGGCCUGCAGGUGGAGGCUGGCACCCAGACUAACGGGAAUAAUGCACCUGUCUUGCUGCCAGUAGACACCAGCACCCAGACCAGCAGCCACCCCACAACUCCUAUCAACGGUCCUGCCGUCACACUGGCUCUCCAAGUUCCUGUCCUGCCACAGACAUCCUAUUCUAGCAGCGAGGAUGAGGACUUCUUUGAUGCAGACGAGUUCUACCAGGCUUCUCCAGAAAAAUCUCCCAGUUCUCACAGCCGAUUGCCAAAUAGCUUCCAAGACUCCUUGAGUCACGAUGAUGCGGUGAAGAAACUUGACCAAGACUUGCAGGAGGAGGAGAAGGAGAAUAUACCUGAAGUGUCGGUGACAGGGGCUACACCUGGCAAGGAAAACCCAGAUGUGAUGAUGCGAGGUGGGAUCUGUAUUGUGACUGACUCCAGUGGUGGAGAGGAGGAGGCUACAGAGAACAUGGAGAACCACCAGUCAGUUAUCACCCACCUUCUGUCCCAGGUUAAACUGGGGAUGGACCUUACCAAGGUUGUUCUUCCGACUUUCAUCCUGGAGAAGCGUUCCCUGUUGGAGAUGUACGCAGACUUCUUCGCACAUCCAGACCUCUUCUCCAGUAUCCCAGAUUUUGAGGACCCCAAGGACCGUAUGAUCCAGGUGAUUCGCUGGUACCUGUCUGCCUUCCACGCCGGAAGGAAGGGCUCGGUGGCCAAGAAACCGUACAACCCCAUCUUAGGGGAAACUCUCAGGUGCUUCUGGGACCUCGGAACUGAUAACCUAGAUGGGGAACAGGAACUGGUGACAGAUGGUCCCAUCCCGUGGGCUACCAGAGACAACGUGACGUUUAUAGCUGAACAAGUCUCGCAUCAUCCUCCCAUUUCUGCAUUCUAUGCUGAACACUACAACAAGAAUAUCUCCUUCAAUGCCCACAUCUGGACCAAGUCAAAGUUCCUGGGCCUGUCUAUAGGAGUGCACAACAUUGGGCAAGGUUGCGUUUGGGUCCGCAAGUAUGAUGAAGAGUACAUUGUCACAUUUCCUAAUGGCUAUGGAAGGUCUAUCCUGACCAUCCCGUGGAUGGAGUUGGGAGGAAAAGUCACCAUCACGUGUGCCAAGUCAGGCUACAGCUGUAACAUAGACUUCCUAACAAAGCCUUUCUACGGAGGGUCUAAACACAAAAUCAAGGCAGACGUCAUGGGCCCGAGUGAGAAGAAGCCGUUCUGUGUGAUAGAAGGGGAGUGGAACGGAGUCAUGUACGCCAAGUGGGCAACUGGACAGGAGGAGGUUUUUGUGGACACGAAGAAGAUGAAGAUCAUGAGGAAGAAGGUACAGAAACUGGAGGAUCAGGGAGAGUAUGAGUCCAGGAAACUCUGGAAGAGAGUGACGGAUUCCCUCAGCAGCAGGAACAUUGACCAGGCCACGGAGGCAAAACAGUUUCUGGAAGAAAGGCAGAGAAGAGAGGCCAGGGAGAGGAAAGAAGCCGGGGUCAAAUGGGAGACCAAGCUUUUCCAUGAGGAUGGUGAACAGUGGAUCUACGACAACCCCUUGCAGAAACGACUGGAACUGCAGGAAAAGAUGCAAUAGUGCGGAAAACACAAGACAAUCAACCAUUUAGUGCUGAAGGCAGAAAGCUAUGAUUUCUACAGUCAGUUCCCUGCUAUAUUAGCCUAUAUUUCUGAGGUUGAAUGACAGUUUAUUUCCACAAGGGUCUCUGAAAAACUUCCAUGAGCAAGCUAUCAAAGCAGAUGCAUGAUGCCACUUCAAAUAAGUGCAUCCUUGUUCUGAUUUUGAUCUUGCUUGUUGUAUGGGAGUGUCAGAAAGAAUAAGAAUUCUGAGCUUGUACAGAGAAAAUUUAUAAGAUUAUAAUUAUUGUGACACUGGUCAGUGUAUUUAGAAUCUGUAACUGUUGUUAUUUAGGUGGUGUAAUGUGAUUGGUCCAUUUCCACCACAUUCUGGUAAUUUGGAGAUAGAUGGUGCUAUGUGAUUGGUCCAUUUCCACCACAUUCUGGUAAUUUGGAGAUAGAUGGUGCUAUGUGAUUGGUCCAUUUCCACCACAUUCUGGUAAUUUUGCAAAUGGGGUAAUGUGAUUGGUUCAUAAUUAGCCAACAAUGAAAUACAAUAUAAUGGUGCCAUGUGAUUCGUCAAUUUUCAAAUCCUUAUAUUUAUAGCUCUGCCAUUGGCUGAUUCAAAACUUUGAAAUGUUGGUGACUGAACGAUUGGCCAGAUUUUCACCAAUAACAGGUUACAAAGCCACAAUAGUUUUCCUGGACAUCACAACAGUUUCCCCAUCCCUUUUUCCUCGACAUUCCGAUUUCGAUCAUUUUAAUACCGAAAAUUAAGUUGUUGCUAUGAGGAAUAUCAUAUAUUGUACUUUUUAAGGCUUUAAAAAAAUUACAAAGGGAAUACAUGUAAUUUAAGACCAUAAUUGUGUCAUUAGAAUUCUAUCAAAGUAUAUACUUAAAACUUUGUAUCAGUUAUUAUUGUUUUCUUACGAUUCAAUACGGUCUUGCUACUAUGGUCUAUGGACUUUGGUCUUGCCACCAAAUGGUCUGCUUGGAGGUUAUAUCUCCGUCAAAAUUAAGUAGGUACACCAUAUCAGCAUAUGUGUCUGAAUUCUCAUGACAUUUACAUGAAAUAAGCACAAAGCAUUACAGUACGUCUUCCACAUUGUAAUUUAUGAUUAUUGAACCACACUUGAGAAAAAUGCAUAUUAAUAGGCCAAAAAUUUUGAUGUUAAAAAUCUCAUAUAUAUGUGUUAGAGUGCUAUGAAGAGCCAAGCAUUUAGGCCACAUACAUUUGUACAUGUAUGUCUGAACAAAGUUUACCUUCGGCCUGCUACAUAUAAGUUAGCCAUUUGGCACCAAAUGUGUAUUGGUUUGGGGUUAGGCAACAGGGAGAUGGUUAAAAACACAGAUGGUUAUACCUUAUGUCCAUUUUAAAACUUCCACUGGUGCAAUUUAUGAUUAACUGAGCGGAAUUAAGUAGAAAUGUAAUGUGUAAAGUGUCAUGGACAGUAAAAUAUUGAUGUCGUACAUCUAUAUACACAGCUCUGAACAAAAACAGAGUGUCAUGUACACAUAGUUGUCUGCCAUUCUAUUGUUAGGGCCAUUGCUGAUUUUCUAGGACACUGUAUUACUCGAUUUUGAAGGAAAUGUUUAAAUAAGUAAAAUUUAUGAUUAUGUAUUUGUAGUCAAACUAAUUGUAUUACUGUAUUGAAUAUCAAUUAGGAACUUUUCAAUACAAGGCUUAUUCUGUAAA
Branchiostoma belcheri (Belcher's lancelet) is the source of this 4107-nucleotide messenger RNA. Its product is annotated as oxysterol-binding protein-related protein 9-like. The record is from RefSeq and is a predicted model, not a curated record. Bases 40 to 2433 code for a protein of 797 amino acids. NCBI's taxonomy places the organism in Eukaryota, Metazoa, Chordata, Leptocardii, Amphioxiformes, Branchiostomatidae. The transcript is spliced from 26 exons. Gene Ontology annotation, molecular function: sterol binding. Gene Ontology annotation, cellular component: membrane; intracellular membrane-bounded organelle; cytosol.